This is a messenger RNA of Mercenaria mercenaria, 1770 nucleotides long. RefSeq lists its product as uncharacterized. Bases 1 to 1770 code for a protein of 589 amino acids. The transcript has a single exon. Gene Ontology annotation, molecular function: RNA-DNA hybrid ribonuclease activity. Lineage: Eukaryota; Metazoa; Mollusca; Bivalvia; Venerida; Veneridae. The record is from RefSeq and is a predicted model, not a curated record.
AUGCACAUAUUUUUCGCAGUGCAGGGGAUCACACUCCAAGCGAUACUGUCCCAAGAAGCCUCUCUCCUCCCAACAGUCUGGGUCAUCACCAACCACAGAGCUUUCAUCAGGAUCUUCCAUCCAAAAAACAACCCAAGUCCCAAGCAAAUCAGUUCCAGCUACCAUUACAAGACCACCAAAAACCUUAAUACAGCUGUUGUUACUCCAAUAAAACCCAGUAUAUUAGACUUUUGGCUUAACGGCUUUCAUGCUGUUGAGAGAGAUUUUCUUAUACGUGGAUUUACAAACGGUUUCCAUAUUUCCUUUCAAGGUAACUCCUUGGUUCCAAAUGACUCCCUUACCAAUCUUACAUCUGCCAAACAACAGCCUGACAUCCUACGACAACUGUUAUUCAAAGAAGUUUUAAAAGGAAGGACUGCAGGGCCUUUCAAGGAAAAGCCUUUAAACGAUCUUAUUCUAUCACCAAUUGGUAUUGUACCAAAGAAGAACCCUGGUCAGUAUCGUUUCAUACACCACCUUUCAUUUCCUGAGGGUGAUUCUGUUAAUAGCCAUAUACCUAGGGAGGACUGCUCUGUUCAAUACAAUAACAUUGAUGAUGCUGCCGCGUUGAUUACGCAGUGUGGCAAUGGCGCCUUCAUGGCAAAGACCGAUAUCGAAAAUGCUUUCAGACUGAUACCAAUAGCACCUCAAUCACAACAUUUACUUGGGUUUUCCUUCUGUGGUGAGUUUUAUUAUGAUAAAACGCUUCCGAUGGGUUUAAGCCACUCAUGUCACCUUUUUGAACGUUUUUCAAGUGCCCUUCAAUGGGUCUCUCUGAACAGGCUGAAAAUACACUCAUGCACUCACAUUUUGGAUGACUUCUUGUUUGUUGCUCCAUCUUAUUCAAACUGUUUACGUGAUCUACAGAAAUUCCUCCAGUUGGCGGAUGAAAUUGGCUUACCUAUUAAGGAGGAUAAAACUUUACUCCCUAGCACUGUUAUUUCUUUUGUUGGUAUUGAACUUGAUUCAGUCCGCAUGGAAAAACGCCUUCCAGAAGAUAAAGUACACAAACUACGUUACACCCUACAUAGUAUCAAAGUCAGGAAGAGGGUCUCUCUUAAAGUAUUGCAAAGUUUGAUAGGUCUACUCAAUUUUGCGUGUUCUGUUGUAACACCUGGCCGAGCAUUCCUCAGGCGUCUCAUUGACUUGACAGUGGGUGUGAAAAAAUCACAUCAUAAGAUUCGUUUAAAUGCAGAGGCAAGAGCAGACUUAGCGGCCUGGAGUAUCUUUGUGGAUGGUUUUAAUGGCAUUUCCUUAAUGUUGCCAGACCGCUGGGAAAGUUCGCAAAGUUUACAGCUGUUUACAGAUGCCAGCAACAUUGGAUUCGGUGGCUACCUUUCAAAUCGUUAUUUUGCCGGUGUUUGGCCUGCGGAUACUUUCUGGGAUGCGAUGCAUAUUACUGUGAAGGAAUUGUUUCCCAUUGUUCUGGCUCUGGAGCUUUGGUCUACUCUCUUACAAAACAAAUGCAUAAUAUUUAAUUCAGAUAAUGAAGCAGUUGUUCAUGUCAUUAACAAACAAUCUUCAAAGGAUAAGGUGUUAAUGCGUCUGGUGCGCCGUUUAGUCAUGAUAUCAUUAAAGUAUAACAUUCUGUUUCAAGCAAAACAUGUGCCUGGCACAAACAAUACUUUAGCAGACCUUCUAUCUCGUCAACAGGUUCCCAGAUUUUUGGAGACGUGCUCGUUUCCAGAUCCAAUACCGGAACACAUUCCAGUGGACAAAUUGUCACUUUAA